Diabrotica virgifera virgifera (western corn rootworm) is the source of this 1314-nucleotide messenger RNA. RefSeq names its product leucine-rich repeat-containing protein 15-like. The coding region runs from base 138 to 1277 and encodes 379 amino acids. The transcript has a single exon. Gene Ontology annotation, molecular function: protein binding. The record is from RefSeq and is a predicted model, not a curated record. Gene Ontology annotation, cellular component: plasma membrane. Lineage: Eukaryota; Metazoa; Arthropoda; Insecta; Coleoptera; Chrysomelidae.
AAUAAAUGCUAAUCGUUGGCCGUUGCAGUAUACAGUUUCUGUGAAUUACGUCAUUAUUGGAAUAUCCAUUGUUGUGUUUUUAACGAUAAGAUUUGUAAAAAACAAAACGAAUCACAGUGAGUGCAGUAGAUUUCAAAAUGUGUUUCAAUAAGUUCGUAAUCGCUGUUUUAUUUAUGUUCAUUAAUAAAUCGUUUAGCGAUUGUGUAAAAAACCGUAAUAAACUAGUAUGUGAAGACAUACGUCAAAUAUCUCAACGAUUUUUUAACGAAACAACGAAUACUUUACAAGGUAUUACUUCGAUUGAAAUACGGAAUGAUAAUCAAGUGUUAGGCGUUGGCGUAGACUCGUUUUCAGACGGCAAGAACUUAGAAGUUUUAAUGUUAUUUAAAAGUAAUAUUCACAAACUAUAUUCCGAAACUUUUAAAGAUCUACCGGAGCUAAGAAGGCUAUAUUUGUACUACAACCAAAUAACUGACUUGUAUCCUAAAACGUUCAGCAACUUACCAAAACUAUCAAACUUAUUAUUAAACAACAACAAUUUGAAGUUUAUCAGACCAGGUGUGUUUAAGAAUUUACCGGCUUUAAAUUCACUGGAUCUGGACAAUAACUUAUUGUCCAAUAUAGAAGACGGAGUGCUAGCUAAUUUUCCCAAUCUCUCCCGAUUGAAACUUAACGGUAACAAUAUAGAAACAAUUUUCGUUCACAAAAUAAUCAGUUUUCCUGAAAAAUUAGAAAUACUGUGGCUCCACAAUAACUCGCUGACGGUAGUUUCGAAUUUCAUGCUUCAAAAUUUGGUCAGUCUCAAAGUUCUUAACUUGGGUUUCAACAAAAUAUCCACCAUCGAAGCAGGGAGUUUUUCACAAACACCAAACCUUAUAACACUCGUCCUCACCAAUAAUAAUCUGAAAGAACUCGACGGUAGCGCGUUUCCCAUACGAGGUUUGGAUCUUCUCGAUAAUCUGUACAUCGACCAUAAUUACUUGAUGUUCCUGAGGUCUUCGUUCUUCAUCAGGUUGAGCGGUUUGAAAAAAAUUACCUUAAUGGGAAAUCCAUGGUUUUGUAACUGUUUGUACGACAUCUACAGGGUGAUCAGCGAAAACAACAUCGAAGAAAAGUGCCAGGGUGAUUAUGUUAAUGCAAAAAGGCCUAUUUGUGUGAGUGACGGUGUUGAUGUUAAAGUUUGUCAAUAUCGAUACAAUGUAACGAUGAGAGACAAGUAUUUAGAAGUAGAUCGGAGCAUUGCUUUUGACAUGAAUCCUUUAAAUUGUAUACUGUAGACAAAUAUGACAUGUAAUAAAAAUGUAUUAUAAGGAA